AUGAAUAAUAUAGUAUUCGGAAAACUUGAACGAUUACAAGAAGUUAAAAAAUUAAAAGAAUCCGAGUACAGCACUGAAAUGUGCCGAUGGAUUUUGAAACCGUUAGGAGUAUGGCCAUCAAAUUCAAAGCUUUUUUUUUCAUUAUUAACAAUUAUGUAUUAUUUUUUAAUAAUCUUUUCGCUUAUUCCAAUGACUUUAUAUGCAAUUUUUGGUGAAAAUGAUAUUAAUUUAAGACUUAAAUGUAUCGGUCCAAUAAAUUUUUGUUUAGUUGGAUUAUGUAAGUACACAAUAUUGUUAUUAAAAAAGAAAGAAAUAAGUGAUUGUAUAGAUCAUAUAAAUUACGAUUGGAAUCAAGCGGUAAAUAAUAAAAAAGAUCGUAAAGUUAUGAUUACUAAGGCGAAACUUGGUCGGUUAAUUAUUAUAAUAUGUACAAUAUUUAUGGCAAGUGGUAUAAUAUUUUAUCAAAUUAUAAUACCCUUAACUGCUCCACGAAUUAUAACUCCAGAUAAUAAAACAAUUCGUCCAUUUGGUUAUCCCGUUUAUCAGCCAUUGAUACCAUCAAAAUAUCAAUCUAUAAAUCAUCUAAUUAUUGAUGUUGUUCAAUUAAUGGGUGGCAUUACAGCUGGUACAAUUGCAAUUGGUACAUUUAGUAUUUCAGCUGUGUUUGCAUUACAUUCCUGUGGACAAUAUGAUAUUGUUAAUUUACGAAUAUUAAAUUUUGUUGAUGAAAUUCAACAAGCAGAAAAAUUUGCAGUGAAAAAUUAUCACAACAGUUUUUUACUUAUUCCAAUUACUCUUCAUGCAUUUAUUGCUGAACAUGAUAUUAAUUUAAAGCUUAAAUGUAUCGGUCCAAUCAAUUUUUGUUUACUUGGAUUAUGUAAGUAUACAAUAUUGUUAUUAAAAAAGAAAAAAAUAAGUGAUUGUAUAGAUCAUAUGAAAUAUGAUUGGAAUCAAAUAGUAAUCAAUAAUGAAGAUCGUAAAGCUAUGAUUAUUCAAGCAAAAUUAGGCAGUUAUCCCAUUUAUCAGCCAUUACUACCAUCAAAUUCUGAAAUAAUUCAUCUUAUUAUUGAUAUUUUGCAAUUUAUGGGUGGCAUGACAGCUGGAACAGUUGCAAUUGGAACAUUUAGUAUUUCUUCUCUAUUUGUAUUACAUUCAUGUGGACUAUAUGAUAUUGUUAAUUUACGAAUAUUGGAUUUUAUUGAUAUUUAUCAAAAUAAAAAUAAUACAAUGGAUAAAAAAACCGCUGAAAUUGUUCAACUUCAAAUACGAAUAUUAACAUUUAUUCGACAAAUUGAAAAUAUUUUAAAUGAAGCCUGUUUUUUUGAAUUCUUAAGUUCAACAACAGGAAUUUGUAUAUUGAUGUAUAAUCUUAUGACUGAAAUUCAACAAGCAGAUAAAAUUGGUAUAAUUACUUAUCUGUUUGUUCUUGUACAUUAUGUUUUUAAUAUAUUUAUACUAUCUUACGUAGGUGAGAAAUUAUCACAACAGGCUCAAGACGUUGGUUCAACGGUAUAUAUGAUAAAUUGGCAUCAAUUACCACCAAAAAUAGCUAAAAAUUUUAUUUUAAUACUGUUAAUGUCAAAAUAUCCAAAUACUUUAACAGCUGGAAAAAUAAUGCCCUUGUGUUAUUCGACAUUUUGUGGAAUUAUUAAAACAGCAGUUGCCUACUUGAAUAUUUUACGAAGUGUAGUUUAAAUAUUCUAACUCAAAAAUAAUA
Molecule: messenger RNA, 1717 nt
Organism: Aphidius gifuensis
Lineage: Eukaryota; Metazoa; Arthropoda; Insecta; Hymenoptera; Braconidae
Exons: 8
Coding region: 1-1695 (564 amino acids)
Biological process (GO): detection of chemical stimulus involved in sensory perception of smell; sensory perception of smell
Cellular component (GO): plasma membrane
Molecular function (GO): olfactory receptor activity; odorant binding
Source: RefSeq, a predicted model, not a curated record